This is a messenger RNA of Limulus polyphemus (Atlantic horseshoe crab), 3408 nucleotides long. Its product is annotated as opioid growth factor receptor-like protein 1. The record is from RefSeq and is a predicted model, not a curated record. Gene Ontology annotation, molecular function: opioid growth factor receptor activity. NCBI's taxonomy places the organism in Eukaryota, Metazoa, Arthropoda, Merostomata, Xiphosura, Limulidae. Gene Ontology annotation, cellular component: membrane. The coding region runs from base 21 to 458 and encodes 145 amino acids. The transcript is spliced from 3 exons.
UUCCAACUCGUGAGAAAACAAUGAAUUCAGGAGGACACGCUCUUCAGCUACAUGAAGCCAAGGCCAUUAAAAGUGAUCCACAAUCUAAGAAACGGGUAUUUCGAGCCUAUACAAUGAUGCUGGAUUUUUAUGGAAUAGAAUUUACGAAUCAGUACACCGGGGAAUUGAAACGAGGCAAAAACUGGGAAGAAAAAGCUAAGUCUUUGAACAAAUAUAUAUACAAUUAUCUAAGGAUUACCCAGAUUUUGAAAUUUCUUGGUGAAGUGGGUUUUGAAGAAUUGAAAUGCCCUCUGGUGGAAUUCCUCCUUCUCGAAUGUCUGAAAGAGAGAUCAUUGUCUUAUGCCAACAUAGCUCUCAAGGAUUAUUGGGUUCAUGUUCUACGGAACGAGGCAGAUAGAACGUACAUAUUACGUCUCCUCGCCCAUUAUUGGCCCGAUAGAGACAAGCUGGAGCGAUGAACUAUCGAACACAACUUGAAACAACGACCUAUUUUUUUUUUAAUUCAUGGAAAGAAAAAUAUAAUGAUGCAUACUUAAAAAGUCAGAUUGUAUGUUAUAAGCAACAAACCAUACAAUAUUCAAGAUAAGUACGUGUUUGCGAAUUUUAAAAUUUCUUUGAUUUGCACGUGUUAAAAGCAUUCUUUUAUUUGUAUUUCACAAGUAAAAACUAUUACACUUAUUUAUUGUAGUAUUAUGAUAAUCAUACGUUAGUCGUUUUUGGUUAUAUCAGGUCUGUCGUUUAACGUAACUGUAUGAACUCAACAAGUUGAUUAUAUCAUCGUGUAAAUUGACAAUAAAAGGAUCUUUAAGUUUCAAGUUAAUUGACGGAGUUCAAAUGUGCUGACAAACACAAACUUUCAAUUUCCAAAACCCGGUUAAAACAUCUACAGAGUAAACGUAUUAGGACAUUCGAAUUCCGCCCUUUUCUCAGAAAUAUCUUUUAUUAUCACAAGAAACCCACUUCCAGUGCAAGAUAUAGGCGUAAACCUAUUGCAACAAGAAUGAAAACAUGACGAACUUGAAACGCAGUAACUUUGUACAAAACAGAUAUACUUCAUCUUAUAAUCAAUACCAAAAUAACAUCUUUAAAUAUUACUUUGGUAAGUACCAGUCUUAAAGAGAUGCAAUGAAACCACGCAUAAUCUAAAAUAAGCUACUGAGUUCACCAACAAAUAUAGAUCUGUUUAAGUAAGAGAUUCAAAAAAACGUUUUCUCCACCUUAUUUUUAAAAUAAUUGCAUUAUAGAGGAAUGCUUAAAUUCAUAACAUAUUUCAAAGCUUCUGGUGAUUAUAUUAUACGUAUUUUUAUUUCAAAUCAUAUGCAUACAGAAAAACAACAACAAAAACAGCUAAACCUUAUAAAAUUCCCACAAUUAAAUGUUCACUAUUAAACACUAAAAAAUAUCAUGUUUUGAAAUACAGGGCUCUGUUUUAAUGACAUGAACAUAAUUCAAUGAAGUAAAACCCACAUAGAGAAUACACCAAAGGAACUAACUAUCAACAAAAGAAAUCAUCAAACAUAUUUUUCCUGAAAACAAAACUGAAAAGAAUGUUUGAGUAUUUAAAAUAUUUAACCGAAUUAAAAAUAAACAAACAAAAACAGAAUAUUUAUUUUUAAAAAAUGGAUCACUCUUGCCCCUCACUAGAAAAAAAUAAGAGGAUAAGGCACAUAUGAUGCAUAUAGAGGCACCCUCCAGUGGCACAGCGGUAUGUUUGUGGACUUACAACGCUAGAAUCCGGGUUUCGAUACCCAUGGUGGGCAGAUCCCGGAAAGCCAACUGUGUAGCUUUGUGCUUAAUUACAAACAAACAAACAUAUAGAGGCAGUCUCAAAGUUUUCCGUCUGUGGAAACUUUGUAUCCCUGGUCUAGUUCUUUAAGUGGAACAGGUAUUCAUAAGAAUAUAUUGUUUGAGUGUAAGAAAAUGAAAUUAGAGAAAUUAUUACUGAUGUCAGUUGUGAUUGUACACUCUGUAGUUGGCAAAGUGGACAUUGUUCAAAAGGUAUGAUUAAUUAAUGUUGUGGAUAGUUACGUACAAAGGCAAUAAUUAUGGUUGAAAUAUGAGAAAUAGGGACUAUAAGCGCUGAGCCUAGAAAAUGUACUUUUCCAAGACCAUUGUCCUACUGGAUAUCCUUUGUUAUUCAGGUAAUUCAUUGUACCUAGAAUAAAUAUGCCUUAAGACAUUUCUGUGUGUGGGUUUGUUUGUUUACAUUAAGCACAAAGCUACACAAUAGGCUAUCUAUGUUGUGCCUACCAUGGGUAUUGAAACUCUGUUUGUAGCGUUAGAAUCGCCAGACUUACCGCUGUUCCACUGGGGACUUUUGUGUGGGGUGUUAUCAGUAUCAAAAUUUCAAUGUAAUCAGAAUAACUGCUACGAAAUAUAUUUUCGCAUGUUAAUACACUCACUCAUCUUUUCCUCUCCAUCAAAAUUUCUCAUUCGUGUGUCCUAUUUAUUUGUUUAAGAGCAAAGCCACAUCUGACUAUCUGCCGUGUUCACCGGGGGAAAUGAACCCCUUAUUAUAGCGUUGUAAGCUCGUGGACUUACCGCUGUCCUAUCGUGGGACUAUGGGGCUUAAUAAUUUGGUUUAAUAUGUGAAAAAGAAACAAACAUUUGUAUUCGACCGACAAUCCUAGCGAUAACUAACAGCAAAAGAUGGAAUACUUUAUAUAAGUAUAUAUCUUGCUUUAUUGAUGCUGAAACAAUUUUUGUAGUGGGAUACUGAAAACCAUUGAGCUAAAUCGAAACUCCUGUAUACGAUUAGAACUAUGCAUGCGCAGCAACCCCGUACAUUAAAUCAGGGGUACUACUACAUCCUCAGCACCCCUAGUUCCCGCUCCCUUGUCUUGUUUUAUACUGCUGUUAAUAGGGUAGAUAAACCUCAGAAAUAUAGUGUUGUGAUGAAGUUGAAGAAAAUGAUGAGAACAACUGUUUGAUGAUUGAUAAGCAACUGCAUUUCUAUUACAGAGUCCGUAAAGUUUUUGUCCUUUACAAUACUGACCAGUCAACAUAAGACACAAAAGUGGUGCUACAUUCACGCGUGAGUUUAAUUUAAAAGAAUCUCGCAGAGUACACAUAGUUUCUGUCUGAGCAAAGGGUAUAUAGUGGUUUAUGAAUACAUGAAUUGUAUGAUCUAUAGAGAAAAAUUAUGGCGGCAGAUUUUAUUCAGUUACUGAGAAAAUAAAAAUGCAGUUUUACCUUAACUGACUCGUCUUCUUGCAUUACAGAAAUGAAACAUAUAAAUAACCGCUAGAAUAUGCAAAAGUGUCAGUUAAGUAGUAAACAUUUUUACAAGAGAUGAAUUGAUUAAAAUAUUAUUUAUUUAUUUUUAAUAAGAUACAUCAGUUAUACUUUUAUGUUGUGCAAGUUGGCGCCUGUCUUCUUUCAGAUGAAAUAAAACAACGUCAUGCUUCU